AUGGAACUUAAUGUGAAAUAUCGACGUGACGAAGGGGAUCUUCUUGAGGAUCCUACUAUCUAUCGGAAGCUGGUUGGUAGUCUUAUUUAUCUAACCAUUACUCGACUAGACAUUUCUUAUGUUGUUCACAUCGUCAGCAAGUUCAUGCAAGCUCCGAGGCAUCUCCAUCUAUCGGUUGUUCGCCGCAUAAUUCGCUACAUUCUUGGCACACCUAGUCAUGGCUUAUUCUUUCCUACAUGUUCUUCACUUCAGCUACAAGCCUAUAGUGACACUGAUUGGGCCGGUUGCCCAGACACCAGGAAAUCUACUACCAGCUGGUGUAUGUUUCUUGGUGAUGCCCUUAUAUCUUGGAAAUGCAAGAAGCAGGACCACGUCUCCAAAUCAUCUACUGAGGCAGAGUACCGAGCCAUGCCUGCUUCAUGCUUCGAGAUCAUUUGGUUGCAUUGUCUCCUCAUAGAGCUCGGUUUCUGUCCAGUUCAUCUUGCUCAACUACAUGCUGACAACACUAGUGCCAUCCAAAUUGCAGCCAACCUCGUCUAUCCUGAACACACCAAGCACAUUGAGGUUGAUUGUCACUCAAUCAGGGAAGCCUAUUAUCAUCUGGUUAUCACCCUUCCACAUAUCUCCACGAGUCUACAGAUCGCAGAUAUCUUCACCAAAUCCAUGCCACGUCAACGCCAUCAUUUCCUCGUUGGUUAUACAGAUUUAAUGCCAGCAGAUUCUAUGCCUUGGACAGCUUUGACAGCUAUG
Prunus avium (sweet cherry) is the source of this 750-nucleotide messenger RNA. The record is from RefSeq and is a predicted model, not a curated record. Lineage: Eukaryota; Viridiplantae; Streptophyta; Magnoliopsida; Rosales; Rosaceae.